This is a messenger RNA of Amoebophrya sp. A120, 7374 nucleotides long. The record is from the annotation of a GenBank genome assembly. Lineage: Eukaryota; Dinophyceae; Syndiniales; Amoebophryaceae.
AGGUUGUUGUUGCUUAGGAAACCGAUAGCGAUAAGUUUUAUUUCCCUUACCUGUCUGUAGUGCCCCAGCAGAACAACUUUCCCAUGAUGGACCUACCCACCUGUAUCAAGAACGACCCUCCACCAUCAAAUAUGUAUCUGCGAAAAGAGAAGAAUCACUGUAGUUUUACCGGCCGAUAGGUAUGGUUCUUCCCAGCACAAUUUUAUCUUUCAACAUCCUUGGACCCCUCCCAGUUUGCUACUUACCUUCACCCCAAUAAUUUUGCGUGAUCGUGACUAGACAUGGAUUUAUUUGCUACUCCCCGCCUCUCUCAUUCCGUCGCAUGGCGGGGUUGUUAGUCUGGAGCAAACCGGCGAGCAACUCAGCGUACCACGGAAGUGCUACGGUCGUUCCCAGCAGGAUGCGUUGCGGUCGAUCGCUCCUCGUUGCGGUUUGCUUGGGUGUCUUCGUGCCAGCCGUCGUCGUACGGACAGCUGAAGUUCUUGCACAGGCAUCCUCGUCGACUCAGCGUAGCACCGCGACAACGCGUGCGCGCAGGCGACUGACGAGACGGGAUCAUCAUGCGCCAGUGUUUCAAUCGCUGCGCGGCACGUUCCUCGAUAAGAGAAGGCGUAAAGUAAAUCGGUUUCUGCGAAGAGCGGCCGUGGUAGACGAUAAGUAUAACAGGAUCGAGCUACUAGGCGCAUCGAAUGAUGAUGAUCGAAUAAAGAGCACAAGUGAGGCGGAGCUCGCGGCCGCUGCGGCGCCAGGAGCACCGGCGGGGCAGGGCUCUUCCAAGACGUCCGCAGUGUUAACCACCCUGCCGCCCUUCUCCAUGGAGACCAAGUUGGCGAGGGAGGCAAUGAUCCAGGACUUUCUGCGCAAGGAAUUCGCCCCCGAGGCGACCUUCAAGCCGGAAGUGGUCACGCGGGCCGAGCCUGGUUCGUACCCCAUCAACUAUUGCAGCGCGCUGCCGCUGCUCGCAGAGAACACCGCGGCUUCAUCCGCUGUGGACAACGCGAAGAACGGUUCCGCCGUGGCGACGCCGUCGGCUUUCGGACAACAACUGUGCAGCUGCGGGGGCUACGUUGUGAGUACCACCACUAGUUCCCUCGGAAACAAGGAGAACAACGGCACAGCCGCGUCUCACACGAUGAUCACUUUGAACCUAGCGCAGGAGUGGGGCGGGGCGACGGAAGAUCAUGAUGUUGACCUGUAUUCUCCGUCGGAAGAAAAGACUCAUUCGCUGGUGCGACUGAAAAACAGUAUCCGGCCACGGAACUUGGGGAAUCCCUUGACCGACAGUGUGCAACUGCAGUACUGCUGCGCGAGCCGCUACAUUGUGUUCGCGGUCAAAAGCAGUCAGGGCGUCCCUGGUGUCUCCCCGGCAACCCGCUGGUCCUACAUUGAUGUCGAGGACUAUCGGCGCCGCGAAAUCGACGGGGAGCCUCGAGCCUGCACGGUAUGCGACAAAUUGCAAAUGCGGACGGCUUCCUUUUCCCACACGGGGUAUUUCCGCCGGGAGCCGUAUUUGGCAAUCCCGGAGGCGGCGAAGGCAAACUCCAAUGGGCGCAAUGAUGUCGCUUUAACGGCGUUUCGCUACGCCCUGCGAGCGGACCGAGCCUUGUUGGAGGAGAUGUCGAAACGCUUCUCCGAAACGGGAAAUGGGAACGCAACUACCCCCACGACACCGGCAGCGGCAAGUCAGACGGUCACCAACGCCUGUUUGCGUCAAGUGAGACGUGGCCAGUGGCGCCUGCGUGCCUACAAGGUGGCCACGGAGGACGGGUUGAAGGAUUUUGUGUGGGAUAGUCCAAACGUCGAAAGCGGUCGAGACCCGCUACGGGAAGGUGACAACGUCGUUGAGCCCAGAAGACAUCUUCCGCUCGGCUGGAGCGCCUGGAAGCGGACGGUGGUAGAAUCCGGGGAGCAGGAAGAUCCGCUUUGUGAACUCGGUCCGCUUCCGCAGGAGGUAAUAACCAGCAUCAAUAGCACUAACCAGAGUCAACAGUUCUUCUCGCAAGAAUCGUCUGGUGCUUUUUUGCAGGAGCGCGACGAGAGUAACAUAACUGCAGGGGGCGUGCCGCCGGGGGCAGAGAAAAAUUCGUCGAAUGCUACCAAUGAGACGUCGGCCACGACCUUUGCUCCGGGACUAGUCAAAGAUACUAUCGGCGGGUCGGGCGAAAAUAAAACUCCCACCAUGCAUCCGGGACUGGCUUUCGACAUGACUGGUACAACAACUGCCCCUCCAGGAGCGAGCGAAGGUACAACAACUGCCCCUCCAGAGGUCACGCCCGCUGCCCUUCCAGUGGAGGAGCAGGUUAUUCCAGACGAAAAGCUAGAAGGGCUGGCCCUCACUUGCUUGAGCUCGCAGCACGUGGAAUUGUCUCCAGGACGGAGUGACAGCUGUUUUCAGACAGCCAUGGGCUAUGCUUUCCCCCCGGCAGUGUUGGCAGAAGUGCCGCACGUGAUGCUGCAGCGUGUUCCGCCCGUUCAGUGCGAAAGCUGGUGUUACAGGCUUGGCAGAGAGAAUUGCGCCGCUUUUCAAGCCAUGCGGAUCGAGCCGCUCCGAGGAACACCAGUUUGGGCGUGCACACUCCUGAAGCAGAAGCCAGAGGUCCAGCCGACCACACUGGCGGUUGGUCCGCAAGUUUUUGAAGUGCUGGACAGUGAGGCGUCCGACCAGGAUAAAGUACAGCAAGCCGACCUGUUGCAGCGGAAUCCGACCGCUCUCAUCGGGGUGCGGUGUCGCGAUCCGUCCAUACAGAAACUCGAUCCGCAAACCGGCGAGAAGUUGGGGACGAUUACGGGGCUGAUGCCUCGCGGUUACGCGGUCUCUGCGGCAGCAGACGCCUACUCUCUGAAACCCGUAGACGGGCCCGUUUGUAGCCUGAAAAGUGUAAAAGAGUUCCGGGGACCAACACGCGAGAGCUGCCUGGAGUUGUGCACCGCGAAUCAUGCCUGCCGGGGCAUCGCGUUUCGCCAAGGAGUCAAGAGCGUGGCGUCCGAAGCGGCACCAGAACGGCUGGCCGAUUCUCUUUGUGUCCUGUUACAUUCCGACACGGAAGUGCUGUUGGACGUGGAAGCGGCGGCACAGAUUCAGGCGGACGGGAGCUUCUGUCUGACGAUCGGGCCUGAGAUGGCCGCGCUUGGCGGCGGGGUUUGGCUAAAGGGUCAUCGCGAGGCCUGUGGGGUAAAGGAAAACAGUGAGGUUCCUAUGGACAUAUCUUCUGCGCAGGCUGGCAUCGGCGGAAUCGCUCGCACCUCUUCGGCGUUGUCCGGUUACCUGCCCACCGUGGGCUUGCCCAUCGGGCCCAUGGAACUGACCGACGCGAAUGCCCCCGUUUUAAACCGGCAGUGGUUACACAAUGAGUUUGCAAUCCGCGUGCGGGCCUCGCGCGUUGUUGUCGACGCGGUUCGCGGGGAGCCCGUCAACGAGGACUCGGACGAACUCGUACAGGUCGACCCUGGCGCGGCCUGCGCGAACGAGUGCAGGGCCAGGAGCUGCUCCUUCUACAUGCUUCGCGCGCUUCCCGGGGAGCUGCGGACGGACCGCAGUUCCUUCCGCUUCCAAGAAAGCGGCAGGCUGCGGCGGCAGUCCAGUGACGAGAAAACGGGGUCCUCGUCCACCGCCGACGGGACGACCGGGGCGAGUGGCUCUUCGUUUCUGGACGUACAGCGUGGACGAGAGCCACAGUCCCCGCAACUGGCCGAGCUAAUGGAACAACUCAAGAGCAGCACGGCCGCAUCGCUAGGCCUAGGACCCGAAGCCGCGGGCGAGAGUGAAGCGGUCUUGUCGACGCGCGAGAUGCAAAAGUGGCGCGAAGACUACGUCUACUGCAGCCUUUGGACGGACGAAGCGGACGUCAAGAAGUACGACGUAGAGCGGGUUCUCGGGGCUAUCUCUUUGCGCAUCUGGGCACCUUGGUUGCCAGACACCUCUCUAUGCUUGAACCCCGCUGUCACUCCCAUCGAACGGCGACCGCCACUGCUCGUGGAGUCCGCGUUGGCCAGAGCGCCGAUUCGCUUUGGGCAGCGUGGCCAGGUGCUGGAGGAAGGUGUAGAGGAGGCGUCCAUGGAUCCUUUAUUGUCGCUGCCGGUGCGACGUUUGUCUCCGCUUCAGAGGACGGGUGCGCGACCGUCCCCUCCGCCCCCGAGUGUGGGCGGCCGCGGUAUUUUAGGGAAAAACGCCACAACUGUAUUAUCGGGCCAAGCUGGAGGCGCUAGUCAGAAGUUGUCACGCCAGGACGAGGACAAUAUGAGGCUCAACAUGCAAGAAGAACCUAAGAUGCUGGCCGACCUUCGGAGGGAACAACAAGAAACACCCUUCCAGCCUGGCGCCUCGGCUUUGGAAGUGGCGGCGCGGCGGCGCAGCUCUCCGAGCUCCCAGGAUCUUCCCCGCGCGGUGCCACCCGGACAGCAAAAGUCGCUCGAUAUGCUGGCGGACUUUCGCGAGUAUCGGUGGUAUGCGGACUCCGUGUUGAAAAACAUCUGCUCUGCGGAGGCAGAUGCAACAUCGCCCUUGGCCAACGACUGGCGAUCGAAACUCGGAAUCCAGGUCGCUCUUCCUGGACCUGCGGUGCCGGAGUGGGAGCGAUCUCUUCGGGUUUUAGACCCCAAGUGCAACAGCUGGCUCGAGAAGGACGGGGCUAGUUCCGACGGGCGUUACGCGCCCUCCCAGUGCGUGGUGGGCCUUCCGGUGCCGAAGCCGGGCGACGCCGCACAACGGCCGGACUUCCCGCCCCUCAUUCCCGAGACGGAUUCUCGUGGGCGCGCGAAGGAACCGGGUUACGUUUCCUGCACCCCAGCCAAGGGGUACGACGCGGAGGACUACCGGCUCUGGUAUCCAACCGUGUUCCCCGCGGAGCAUGUUCCCCGGGAGAAGCAAUCCACGUACAACCACGACGAGGGCUUUGUGACGAAAGCGGUUUUUCCCCUAAUCGAACAAGCCAUCGAAUACCGGCCGGACGACUUUCCCGCCUUUUGGCAUUAUCACCGAGUAGCGGAGGGUUUCGCGGGAACGAAGCGUCCAAUCACUUGGCUCUUCGCACAGGAAAACGACGUUAACCCCGCCCGCAGACUCCUGGUCAUGCACAAGCGCUGGCAGCGGCCGUCCGGCGACGGCGGCCUUCCUUGGACGCCCGACCCUGCGUUGGGAGAUCCGCUGGAAGCCUCGCUGGGAAAGACGCGGGCUGAGUUGGUGCAGGACCUGGGAGCGAAACUGCAGACUCGGGAGCUGCAAGAGCCCGUUGAGGUCACGGACGCAAUGUUGCCGCGCCAGGUCCAGGACGGGGCCCUGUGGGAUUUGAUGGUCUUCGCGUACCCACUGGGUUUAUCGGAGGAUGACUUCUCUCCGGCCGCGGCCGAGAUGAGUCAGAGCAAAUACGUCGAUCACAUGGUCCAUGUGUACAGCAUGGAGGGACCCGUCAUUCUCAACCUGACGCAAGAACUCCUGGUCGACCCACUUCCUUAUGACGGCGGACCUGCUGUCGGCGGUUGGGGCAGCGCGUAUUAUGCUUUUUCGGACGACGACUGGGUCCGAAAGGAGGCGUACCGCAGUCUUGUCUUGGAGGUCCUUCCGCUGGUGUACGAAUUACCUUCGCUGCUGAGGUCGGUUGAGGAUAUUAGUUCUGGCGUUAGUACCUUUCGGACAACGCUGAUGAUGCAAGCAUCACGGAGGCCUCCACUUGGAGCAGGCCGCGGGGGGUCUUCACCAUCCGCGUCGGCGACCGAGGACGCUGCCGCCGCUGUUGCUGCUCCUGCUGCUGCAACCUCGGAGCAGUCAGUUCCAGUAACCAGGGACGAUGCAUUUCAGACCGCCGACGAGGAAGAUCCGGAAGGAGCUUUAGAUUUAUCUCUUUCAGUUUCUCGUGAGGACGCUGUUCUUGCCGGAGAAGCUCGUGUCCCCAAGAACAUUACCAGCAAGACGACAACCACUUCGAGUGUGGUCGUUCCAGAAAAAAUUAUUGUAGGCGGAGAGACUCUCGACGCAGGUGAGGUUUAUUUUGCUGAAAGCACGGCAGAAGACCUCCACUCGUCAACAGCAACACCAGUCUUCGAUUCGCAGGACGUUCAAGACCAGCACCCUCCAUCGGGCCCGAGCGCGGCGGACGCCGGGUCGCCGCGUUUUUCCGCUUCGAUUCAACAUGUGGUGACUACCACUAGUGCAACUACUGCUGCUCCACCCGUUGACUCCAGGUGGUUCGAUGAGACGACAGAGGCGUACGCGGUGGAAUACGAAAAGCUGCAACUGUACUACCUCCGGCUGUUGGAGGCGCGCAACGAGAAUAUCCGGCGGUUCGCGGCGGCGGAAGGCUUCCGGGGCGGGCAGCUAACGCCAAUCCGGGCCCAGCUCGUCCAGGUGAUCGACGCGGACCGGGCCAUGGUGCAGGUGCCGCUGGCAAAAAACGCGCAGUUCGACGUGAUGCCGGCGAUCAAGGUGAUUGUUCCGCUUUCGUGGCUCGAGGACGCGCGCAAGGAGAGCUCGGCCACGCUCAACGUCUGGAUGUGGCUGCUCGUGGUGCCCGCGAUCACCAUGAUCUCGGUGUCCCUGGGCUUCAUCUUCCUGUGUCCCUCCGUACUGCAGGAUUCCGACCUGCAACACCGGCACCUGCAAAUGGCGCAACAGCUGGAAAUGCGGGAUCGGGGCGGGACGACCGCGGCGGGCGUCGGGGGCCCCGUAAGUGUCAAUCGGAGCAUAAUUGUGCUGCGGGAAAGCAGUCGUGAGGGAGCGGGUCUGGAUAAUUCCAGGGCGCACGAGAGCACCCGCGGUGGCGCGGGCUCACGAGUACAGAAGGGGAGCAAGACAAGCGCGGAGAGGGAUUCUGACGCGCGCAGAACGUCCUUGGUCAGGGGUCCAACCGGCGUAGAAGACCUGACUGCAAGAAGCGCAGCCGUUAGAACAACUACUGUGCAAGGGCGUCCUUCUUUACGGACGGAAGAAAAUAACGCGGGGAUCGUUGCGACGUCAAGUGGUGAUCUGGGGAAACAACUUGUCAAUACAGAGACCACGGCGGAGCCACGUGCAGCAAAGGCUAGGGCGUCCGUAUUUUCGGACAUAUUGAAUGGAAGGCACGACGAGCAAAUAUCCGAUGAGGAAAAAGCUAGGCGAAGAGACAAGGCAAAGUUAGACAAAUAUUCCGCUGCAAAACAGCGGGAAAGCGAUUUGUAGAAUCAGUUUUUCUCAUUGGAUAUUCUUUCUUGAAUAAUUUUUUUCUUCUUUCUUUGGCGGAGAACUUUCGCCUAUACCAUGUUUUUUUACCAUUAUUUCAAUCGUGUAUGAUUUUGAACCAGAAAAUUAACAUUGGAACUACAGUUACCCCUUCUUGUAGCUUCAUCGGCAUGAUGGGGACCGUGUUGCAGGAGAAGUCAGAUUAACUGCUACGACUUAUGAAU